Molecule: messenger RNA, 1368 nt
Organism: Fusarium verticillioides 7600
Lineage: Eukaryota; Fungi; Ascomycota; Sordariomycetes; Hypocreales; Nectriaceae
Exons: 3
Coding region: 1-900 (299 amino acids)
Source: RefSeq, a predicted model, not a curated record
AUGGCAAGUUCUUCUGACCCAAGCCGAACCUCCCCCAAGAGAAGCAGAUUCUGUCCAUGUCUUCCCCCGUUCUCGAAGAGCUCCCCCAAGAACAUCCCUCCCCAAACGGCGGAUAUCGUGGGAGAGCCUAAUCUAGCCAGGAGCCAAGGCAUUGACCCAACUUCAGAAAACAGUUUAAAGGACAUCAGAGGACCUGGCAGCCACGACAAAUCAUCGUCAUUGCCUCGCGAUAACACGGAAGAGGCACCCAACAUGGCUUUGGAGAAAACAAUCAACAAGGGCGAUCCUGCGCCAGAUAACGCCAAUUCUUCACCCAUAAACCCGCAAACUUCAGAAAGUAAACCUUCAUUCAAGCUUGUCGUCACGGGUUACAAUGUAUCUUCAACGAGUGACCAUGCCCAAAGUCAAGAUCAUCCUAUCUCUUCUCCGGCGGAAGCUUCAAACAGUAAUGCAAAACCACCAAAGAUUCCCGGGCAAUCCAUAUCGGCUUCUCAAGUUGGUCAGCCGCAGUCGAAUAAUCCUCCGAUCACAGAGGAUUUGGGAAUUCAAGAUAGCCAACCAGACGUGGGGGGAGGGCCUGAUAUACCUAUACCAGAGUCCUUUCGAGAUGAAGAACCAUAUUCUUCUUGCCUAAACGAAGAGGAUUAUGGCAGAGAAGAAGACUACGACCAAGAGCAAGAUUACGGCUCAGAGCAAGACUACCACUCAGAGCAAGAUUACGACCAUGAUCAAAAGAAUGGCAAAGAAAAAAAGCCUGGUAAAGAACAAAAGCAUGGCAAAAAACAAAAACCUAGCAAUGAUCCAACUGCCAGUGGCCGCUCAUCCCCUGACUCUACUGCUUCAGACCUUGUAUCUGACCGCCUGGUCGCUAUCGACUUCACAGUCUACCGCACCGAAUAGUACUCGAGGUAUCAAUGGUGUCCAGCACGAAGCUUCUUUAGCAUGUCACUUGCAGAAAUUAUAGAAGAGGUGCAUUUCGAAAAACAUAGCGGCAUAACUAUCUCCCUCGAAUGUACUGUUGGGGAAGAAGAUCUGGUAUAUCGACGGAAAGCUCGUACUGAAGAGAGGUUUCGUGUGUUACAGCAGAGGUUAAAACGUCUUAUUGACACUUUAAAAGACGAAACUCCACCAAACAAGAAGGGAGAUCCAAUUUUCGAGAUAGUCAUCGAAAGUCUUGGCUCAAGACGUUGGACCUCUUAAAUUGAUGUGUGAUCUUCGGGCAAUCCUGGACUCAGGAGAGCUUGAGUUCGGAGGCAGCUACCAGCAUCUUAGUUGAAUCCGGAUAAUAAAGCGUUGUUUGUCACAUGAUAAAUGCCUUAUUAUUCACCUCAUAUUGCGUACAGAUUCAACUGAAUGAAUGACGAAAGA